CAGCGUAAGGCGGAUCAUCAUCAAUGGCUGAACAUGGAAACGUCGAUGCUCUUCUUCCAAACGAAGUUCUUAACCGGACUGCCUUCCAUUUCCAACCUCAGAGAAAUUGGCUCAACGAUCCAAACGCGCCAAUGUACUACAAAGGAUUCUACCAUCUGUUCUACCAGCACAACCCUUUAGCUCCUGAUUUCAGUCGCAAAAUGAUGAUAUGGGGACACUCUGUUUCACAAGAUAUGGUCAACUGGAUCCAACUUGAACCAGCCCUUUCUCCCUCUGAGCCCUUUGACAUCAACAGCUGCUGGUCAGGAGCUGCCACGAUCCUCCCUGAUGGCAGACCUAUAAUUUUGUACACCGGACUCGACAACAACAACAGAACACAAGUCACAGUUGUUGCCGAACCAAAGGACGUUUCUGACCCUUUGCUUCGUGAGUGGGUUAAGCCAAAGUACAAUCCUGUGAUGGUUCCCCCAAGUAAUGUCUAUCAUGAUUGUUUCCGUGAUCCAACAACCGCGUGGCAAGGGCAAGAUGGGAAAUGGAGAGUGCUCAUUGGAGCUAAGGUGAAAGAUACUGAGACGGGAAUGGCCAUUUUGUACCGGAGCGAUGAUUUUGUCCAGUGGACAAAGUAUCCGGUGCAUUUACUUGAGGCUGAAGGAACCGGAAUGUGGGAAUGCCCUGAUUUCUUCCCUGUUUCCAUCACUGGUAAAGAAGGUGUAGAUACUUCGGUUAACAAUGCUAGUGUGAGGCAUGUCUUGAAGGCCAGUUUUGGAGGCAAUGAUUGCUAUGUCCUUGGUAAAUACUCUUCUGAGAAUGAAGAGUUUAUAGGUGAUUAUGAGUUCACUAAGACAAGUGCGGAUUUGAGAUAUGAUUAUGGAAAGUUUUAUGCCUCGAAGGCGUUCUUCGAUAGUGUUAAGAAUCGAAGGAUCAACUGGGGUUGGGUGGUAGAGACUGAUAGCAAAGAAGAUGAUUUCAAGAAAGGAUGGGCUGGCCUAAUGUCUCUUCCCAGGGAAAUGUGGCUGGACACAAGUGGAAAGAGGCUGAUUCAAUGGCCAAUUGAAGAAAUCAAUCAUCUCCGGACCAAAAGUGUUAAACUCGAUAGCUAUGUAUUCGAAACCGGCGCAGCCUUUGAAAUCUCAGGCAUCACUGCCGCCCAAGCCGACGUAGAAGUGACUUUUAAUCUGCCAUUCCUGGAAGAUAAGAAGCCCGAGAAACUGGAGGCUGACCAAGUUGAUGAUGAGACUCUGUUCGAUCGUGACAGCUCGGUUGGAUGCGUUUACGGUCCUUUUGGAUUGCUAGCGUUGGCUACCGAUGAUUUAUCAGAACAAACCGCAAUCUUCUUUAAAGUUAUCCGUCGUGGAAAUGGAUAUGCAGUUGUAAUUUGCAGCAGCGAGAAGAGGUCUUCGUUGAGAGACAACGUGAAGAAAUCUUCGCAUGGAACAUUCGUAGACAUCGAUCCAAGGCAGGAGAAGAUCUCAUUAAGAUGUUUGAUCGAUCACUCUAUUAUAGAGAGCUACGCAGCAGGAGGAAAAAGUGUGAUAACAUCAAGGGUUUAUCCCAAAUUGGCAAUUGGGGAAGCAGCUAAGCUUUAUGUGUUCAAUGAUGGAGCAGACGGUGUGAUCAUGACGUCUCUGGAAGCUUGGAGCAUGAGAACUGCCCAAAUCAAUUUAAACUCAACUUAUUGAUAUUAAUCAUUUCAUAAUGAUAACAAUAAUCUUUGGACUGUGUUUUUCAAACAAAAUAUAUAUAUAUAGAUAUAUAUAUAUUUGGACUGCAAGUCAAGAUGUUUCAUGCCUUAUCAUGAACUGCUGAAUCUUGUAAGAAAUAUGCGUCUUUUGUAUUCAAGUUAUUGGUGUGGGUUUA
Capsella rubella is the source of this 1857-nucleotide messenger RNA. Its product is annotated as beta-fructofuranosidase, insoluble isoenzyme CWINV6. Gene Ontology annotation, biological process: carbohydrate metabolic process. The record is from RefSeq and is a predicted model, not a curated record. NCBI's taxonomy places the organism in Eukaryota, Viridiplantae, Streptophyta, Magnoliopsida, Brassicales, Brassicaceae. Gene Ontology annotation, molecular function: hydrolase activity, hydrolyzing O-glycosyl compounds. The coding region runs from base 24 to 1679 and encodes 551 amino acids. The transcript is spliced from 7 exons.